This is a messenger RNA of Macadamia integrifolia, 1381 nucleotides long. Its product is annotated as plant cysteine oxidase 2-like. Lineage: Eukaryota; Viridiplantae; Streptophyta; Magnoliopsida; Proteales; Proteaceae. Gene Ontology annotation, molecular function: oxidoreductase activity, acting on single donors with incorporation of molecular oxygen, incorporation of two atoms of oxygen. Bases 329 to 1177 code for a protein of 282 amino acids. The record is from RefSeq and is a predicted model, not a curated record. The transcript has 5 exons.
CCGGGUAGUAUUAUGAAAAUAUUGGGGGCGGGAGAGCGAAACCGCUGUGUCGUGUUCGUGGUUUUGGUUUGGUUUCCGAUAUUCCAAAAGGAAAAUUUCAAUGGAAAUAGAAGAGGUCACCUUCCUUUAUCUUCCUUUUCUUCUCUGGUUUUCCUUUCUUGGAGAUUUCCAUGGCCCCUGGUUUUCCUCUCCCACUAUUGCUAUAUAACCUACAUUCUCUUUCCAUUUCCCUCGAUCUAAUCCACCACUACUACUACCUACCUCAACUUGCUACUAACAGAUCUGUGAAUAAGGAGAUUUUGAUCUGUGAAAAGAAGAGUUUUUGGUAAUGACGACGGAGGUUGGAAUGGUUGAAAUGAAGAAGAGAAACAGAGUUGAGUGUUUGAGUAAAAUUACGAAGAAUAAGAGAUGGAAGACGAUGAAUAAUCGCCAUCGCGUACCACCACCACCACCGGCGGAGGCAAUGGUGCUUCAGAAACUUUUCGAAUCUUGCAAAGAGGUCUUCAAAGGUCCUGGCACGGUUCCUCCACCUCAAGAUGUGCAGAAGCUGCGGAAAAUUCUCGACAGUAUGGAGCCAGAAGAUGUUGGGCUAAGCAAAGAUCUUUUCUUUAAACCUAAAAGUGUUCCAGAAGGGACUCCCAGUAUCACAUGUACAACUAUAUACGAGUGCAAAAAUUUCUCGCUGUGUAUUUUCUUUCUUCCCCCCACAGCAGUAAUCCCACUCCAUAACCACCCAGGCAUGACUGUUUUCAGCAAGCUUCUGUUAGGAUCAAUGCACAUCAAGGCAUAUGAUUGGGCUGAUCCUGGGAAGUCUGAGAGUUCCAUUCCCUCUUUGAAUGUGAGACUGGCAAGAUUGAAGGCCAAUAGUGUGUUCACAGCCCCAUGCAACACAUCUGUGCUCUACCCCACAUCUGGAGGAAACAUUCAUGCCUUCACCGCAGUUACAACGUGUGCAGUACUUGAUGUACUUGGACCUCCUUAUUCUGAAGAAGAUGGCCGAGACUGUACAUACUAUAGGGACAUGCCCUUCUCUACUGGGUCAUCCGAUGGCAGUGCAGGGGAACCCAAAGAGGGAGAUGGCUGUUAUGGAUGGUUGGAAGAUAUUGAGAUGCCAAAGGACUUAAAAAUGGAAAGGGUUCAAUAUUUGGGCCCACAGAUCAUUGAUACUGUUUGUUAGCUUAUGUAUCUUCGAUCUCACCUGUUUUCCAGUGGAUGUAGAAGCCUUCUUUCGGUAGUCGACCAGUCCACGUUUUUCUUUUUCCUCAUCUUCUUCUUUUGGGCGAUCUAUAGUUUUGAGAUUCCAACAAGAGUGAGUUGGAGGUCCCUUUUAUUUGUAAUCUUCUUUUCUUCUUAUGAUAGCUUUUCUGUGCAGUUUCUUCAA